This is a messenger RNA of Misgurnus anguillicaudatus (oriental weatherfish), 1003 nucleotides long. It is a transcript of the gene steep1, whose product is annotated as STING1 ER exit protein 1. The record is from RefSeq and is a predicted model, not a curated record. Gene Ontology annotation, biological process: endoplasmic reticulum membrane organization; endoplasmic reticulum to Golgi vesicle-mediated transport. Lineage: Eukaryota; Metazoa; Chordata; Actinopteri; Cypriniformes; Cobitidae.
CAACGUCAAGCCGAAUUAUACGUCAUCACCGGCCGACACCAGCACAGUAAACAAGCGUCAAACCAGGCAUUUUUCAGUCUUUUAAAAACGGAGUAAACGGAGAUCAAAUAUGCCCAAAGUGGUGUCUCGGAGCGUGGUGUGUUCGGACACUCGUGACAGAGAAGAGUAUGAUGACGGAGAGAAGCCACUGCAUGUGUAUUAUUGUCUUUGCGGCCAGAUGGUGCUGGUUUUAGACUGUCAGGUGGAAAAAUUACCCAUGAGACCUCUGGAUAAAGCAAGAGUGAUUGAUGCAGCAAAACACGCCCACAAGUUCUGCAAGGUGGAUGAAGAUGAGACGGUGUACUUGAAAAGGGCGGAUGGCAUCGAAAGGCAGUUUCGUAAAAAAUGUGGAAAGUGUGGUUUGCUGUUGUUUUAUCAGCAUCAGGUGAAAAGCACUCCAGUGACAUUCAUCGUGGACGGAGCUCUGGUGAAGUUCGGCCAAGGAUUUGGCAACACAAGCGUAUACAGUCAGAAACAAGAGGCUCCCAAGAAAGUCAGGGUUAUGAUGACAAAGCGUACCAAAGACAUGGGCAAGUUCAGCUCGGUUACCGUCUCAACAAUCGAUGAAGAAGAGGAAGAGAUUGAAGCUCGAGAGGUGGCGGACUCUUAUGCCCAGAAUGCCAAAGUGAUUGAGAAACAACUUGAAAGGAAGGGAAUGAGCAAGAGACGACUACAGGAACUGGCGGAACUUGAAGCUAAGAAAGCCAAGAUGAAGGGAACUCUCAUUGACAACCAGUUCAAAUAAAGAUGUGUGUAUGUGAGGCAAAUAAAUGUGAUGUCUGCAUGUGGCUGCGUCAGAGUAUGUGUGUGUAUUUGUGCAAUAGAUUCUGUGUUAGGGGGCCAGGGGGGUAUUUUUUUUUUUUUUUACAAAUUUUGUUAAAAUGUUUGAAUCCUAUUUUGAUUAAAUGAAAACAACUGAAUAAAUGGCGUUGUUUCUGCUUUCAGAGUAAUGUCAUAAUGCAGA